This is a messenger RNA of Limanda limanda (common dab), 3130 nucleotides long. It is a transcript of the gene nudt9, whose product is annotated as nudix (nucleoside diphosphate linked moiety X)-type motif 9. The record is from RefSeq and is a predicted model, not a curated record. Gene Ontology annotation, molecular function: ADP-ribose diphosphatase activity. The coding region runs from base 35 to 1129 and encodes 364 amino acids. NCBI's taxonomy places the organism in Eukaryota, Metazoa, Chordata, Actinopteri, Pleuronectiformes, Pleuronectidae. The transcript has 8 exons.
AGGGCGGUGCACUUCCUGGUUACGGUGCUCCUGCAUGUUGUGUUUGAUCGAUGCCUGGGUCCUUUCUGAAGGAAUGAUUCAUUUCCUUCUGCGAAGAAACUGGAUGUGCCGGAUCCGUCUAGCGCUCACUCUCCUCGGACUCCCUUGCACCUUGGCCUCCUCCUCCGGACCAAGGUCAGCCAUCGCCUGCUCCUCCUUCCCUCCUUUCACCAGCAGCCACACCACCAGACCGAUUUCUUCCAGUAGCUGUCACCUCUACCUGACCAGCGCCCUGACGAUGCCGACCUCAGCGGUUCCUCACGCAGAAUCCAGAUGCCCUCAGUAUCCAGGAUCCAACAUCAAGCGCUUCCCGGUGCCCGAUAACCAGGUGGACUGGACUCAGAACUGGCCGGAGUAUAAACCAGUCAGCCACACCGACUCUGCGGUGGCAAAGAAGCCAGUAUGGGCAGAUCCUGAAAUCGGAUCUUUCAGUCCAAAUUUCAACACUGUGGAUGGUUCUGUGGACAGGACGAGCUUCGAGGGCAGCUACAAGGUUGAAAACGGAAAGCCACUGAAUCCUCGUGGACGCACAGGAGUGAUCGCUAGAGGUCUGCUGGGACGAUGGGGACCCAAUCAUGCAGCAGAUCCAGUUGUCACCAGGUGGAAAGUAGAUGCCAAUGGAGCAAAGAUACAGCACCCAGUCACCAAACUGCCUAUUCUGCAGUUUGUGUCCAUCAAGAGGAAGGACUGUGGGCAGUGGGCCAUCCCUGGGGGGAUGGUGGAUGCAGGGGAGCAGGUCUCUCUCACGCUGCAGCGGGAGUUCUCCGAGGAAGCGUUGAACUCUCUUUCGUUGUCGCCAUCGGAGAAAGCAAAAAUCAAUGAGCGCAUCACGAAACUCUUUAAAUCCACAGGGUUUCAGGUCUAUAAAGGGUAUGUGGAUGAUCCUAGAAACACUGACAAUGCUUGGAUGGAGACCGUCGCGGUCAACUUCCAUGAUGACUCAGGCGACAGUGUGAGCGAGCUGCCGCUGCACGCCGGCGAUGACGCAGGACAAGUCAAGUGGGCUGAUGUGGACUCGUCUUCCACCCUCUAUGCAAGUCAUUCCCAUUUCCUGGAGCUGGUUGCCAAAGAGAGGAAGUCCCACUGGUAACCAAACCGAGACUGUUCUGACAAAACCAUGAAGGAAACACGAACAUGAGCAUCACCACUCUCUGUGAGUGCUGAUAAUUAGAAUGCAUGACAACUAACCCCAUGUACCUCACUAAAUUUAACAUUAAAAUGACAUUUAUGAUAAUGAAAGCCUAAUAAACAUCUCAUUAACUGUACAUGAUGUACAAUAAAUGAUGGACAUUGUGGCUUUGCAGCUUUAAUCUACUAAUGUAGCAGAACUGAUGAAAUGAAUGUAAAACCCCAUUAAGGCCUGAUAUUAACAUUUGUCCUGAGUGAUCCGUUCACAAGUGGCAAGCACUAAGUCCAGGUUGCAGCCAAAUGCCCCAGCUGCACAAGAUUCUCUCUUUCUCUCUCUCCCCCUCUCUCUCUCUCCUCCUCCCCCUCUCUCUUGCUUGCUCACUCACAACAUCACCAUAGUCUGCAACACACACGGAUGCACCUGUAAACUCAGCCUGGCUAAAAAACAACAUUAUGUGGUCCUCACUAACGCAAAUGUCGUACAUAUUUAUUUUCCGGGUGAGUGAGGUUUGAUCACAAGUGGUCCUAGAAGACGCAUUCAGGACGGACUUAACACUGACCACUUGUGAACGGAUCUUUGAACAGGGCCUAAGUAGCAGGUUGAGAGCUCGUUCAAAUGUAUGCUGUUUGAUUUUUGUUAUAGAACAGAAACUAAAAAGAGAGACUGAGGGUGUGAAAACCCCCUCAUGGUGCUCAGUGGCACACUUCACCAAAAGACAAGGCUAACCACAUGAUUUCCACUGGCACAAAUUGUGCUAAUUUAUUCAACGAUAACAAGAAUCACAUUAAAGCCAGUGAAAUCUUGUGAGAACAACCUCAAUGGGCUGCUGAACACAACACAUACAACAUUAAUGGAAGUUCAAUAAGGGGGCAAUCAGGGAGAAAAGUGUGUGGACUGAUUUUGAUGUGUACAUGUGAAUGGAAAAUGAAGAAGUAGAGUGGAGCUCUCUGGGCUGAAGCCAGAGGACAAACACGUUCUCUAGUGGUAACAGUCGGUGGAAGCAAAGGCCAUUUUCACAUUCGACAGCCUGGUCUUUCCAAAUGUUCGCACAAGUAUGUGUCAUCUCACUGGUGAGAAAUGGAGAAUUACGCAUCAAGUGGUUUGCAUCUGUUAGGAUUACUGAGACAAACACUUCUGUCAUCAAAAGGCCGUCAACAACCUGCAUCAUCUUAUGUAUCCAACUUGUUUUCAGGCUGAAUGAACAGAUUAUAUAAUAUGUGACAUAUAUGUUCUGGAUGCUGUAAAGCUAGAGAGCAUGGCCAUUAGGCACUUAGGGGAAAUGGAAGAGAUUGUGGCUGUAAGAUGUCAUUAAAUUAGACGCAAACCAGUUUCAAGAGGCGCCACGAAUCCUAGAAGCUCUUUCUAUUUAGUCCAGUCACUGAUCAGGCCUUAACAUUUGAUAUCCAACAGAUUCCUGGUAUGAAACCUUAAGCAGUGGGUGGAGAGGCUCUGCUGUUGAAAUGUGAUAUUAUAGUAAAAUGUCAAAAUUCUUCUCUACACCCAUGCAGAUUGUGAAAAUUAAAAAAAAAAAAAAUCCCUAUAAUGCCCUGACAAAAAAAAAUUCCUGGAUCUGCCCCUUUGACCUGAUCCAUGCAUAAGGAAUUAUGCUCGGCCCGUGUCGCACCCUUCCCCCAAGUUUCAAGAAAAUCGGUUCGGCGUUCCUGUGUAAUCUUGCUAACAGAUGGGAAUGAAGACACAACCUCCUUAGUGGAGGUACUACAUGAUAGUACAAGUGCAGAGCUUUAUCACAGAUUCUUCAGCCCCCAGCGAUCAAAUAAAUAUAAUUUGAUUAUUUUAUUUAUUGUUACCAAUGUUAUACAUAAGCCUCCGCCGACUGAUUUGCUUGUACGUGCUGAAAUUGAACCAACAGAUGUAAACUUACAAGAUUUGCACUGAAUUUCUGAAGUGUCUUGUGUUUUUAUUGAUUUGAUUCACUUGAAGUAUUAAAUCACAAUAACAUUU